UGCAAAUUUGCAACUAGCUAUAGCCUGCGGGGUUUUGUGCACCAUGGGCAUGGCUGAGAAGGGGUCGGCAGGAAGGAAGGCCGGGCUGAUCACCAAGACGCUGGACCGGUGCCGGAGCACGACGGCGAGGAACAACAAGCCGGCGGAGGGCUGUUUCUCGGUGUACGUCGGUGCGGGCAGGCAGCGGUUCGUGGUGCGGACGGAGUGCUUGAACCACCCGCUGUUCCGGGCACUGCUUGAGGAGGCCGAGGAGGCGUUUGGGUAUGCUGACGCGGGGCCCCUCGAGCUGCCCUGCAACACCGAGGCAUUUACCAAGGUGCUGGAGAAGAUCGAGGAGGAGAAGCAGAUGGCGGCGGGGAGGAGGCAUGGCCUUGCCAGGGGGAACUCCUACCGGCUGCUCAGCACCGGGCGGCCUGUCAUCAUUGGCCGGUCGUAGCAUAUCCAUCUGUAUUGGAUAGGAUGAUGGCGAGUUGAUGAGCUCUGAGUUUCUGUUGAGCUCAUGUUUUCAGACUAUCAUGUACAUAUUUGGAAGCAACUUUAGCAAUUCCAAGUAUGGUAAACAACAUCACGGUAUACUAGGCAAUAUUAGAUAUUUUUCUUUCUUAUACUCUUUUUUCUACUUUUGUGAGAAGGCACUGUUAGAUGUUAGUGUGUGUUCUCAUCCUAAGUUGUAGUAACUGCCGGUGAAAGUGUUAUACAGAUAGUCAGAUACACAAUGGAAUUUGUAAGUUUUGUUAUGA
Triticum aestivum (bread wheat) is the source of this 740-nucleotide messenger RNA. RefSeq names its product indole-3-acetic acid-induced protein ARG7. The record is from RefSeq and is a predicted model, not a curated record. Gene Ontology annotation, biological process: response to auxin. The transcript has a single exon. NCBI's taxonomy places the organism in Eukaryota, Viridiplantae, Streptophyta, Magnoliopsida, Poales, Poaceae. Bases 44 to 436 code for a protein of 130 amino acids.